CACUUGCAUGACUGGGCCUCACUAAGCUAGAGCUCCAUUGACUAAGAACGUCUCCCCCCCAAAUUCUAGCGGGGACCUUGCAACCAACGUAGCCCAGACUUCUACUCCUACUCAUCAUCAUUUGGUUUGAGGCCAUAAAACCAAAUAUUCCUUAAGCCUUUGCGCAAAUCCUCAUAUCCUCUAUCGAAACGACAUCCUACUACCGCCCAUCAUGUCGUUCAGCGGACGCAAGUUCUCUAUCAACCGCCAUACUGGCGAGCCCAAGCCAAAGAUGCUUGCCCGCCGUUUCAGUACCACCGAGCCUUCUACGAACGAAUUCCAAUCCAAGGUUCAUCGUCAGUUCCGAAGCGCCCAUGAAGGUCACAUGCCCCACGCUGGUCUCGAUGCCAGCCGAUCGUCCACUGGUGUUAUCUGGUGUACAGAACGAGCCUCCGAGUAUGGCUACCUUGAGAACCCUGAUUCAUGGGCCAACCUUGGCCAGGGUGCCCCUGAGGUAGAGGAUGAUAUCGAGGGCUGCUUCCCCCGACCUGAGACCAUCAACAUCUCCAUGGCUGGCCGUGAGUACGGUCCUACAGCUGGUAUCAAGCCCCUGAGAGAGGCUGUUGCCAAGCUCUACAACGAGGCCCACAGAAAGGGAAAGGAGAGCCAGUACACCUGGGAGAACGUUGCUAUCGUCCCUGGAGGUCGUGCCGGUCUCAUCCGUAUCGCUGCUGUCCUGGGUAACUCAUACCUGUCUUUCUUCUUGCCUGACUACACGGCCUACAAUGAGAUGCUGAGUCUCUUCAAGAACUUCGCCGCUAUUCCCGUGCCCCUAUCUGAAGAGGAUGGCUAUCACAUUCAUCCCGACAAGAUUGCCGAGGAGAUUGCUCGCGGUACUUCCGUUAUUCUCACCUCAAACCCCCGUAACCCCACUGGUCGUGUCAUCCAAAAUCCCGAGUUGGCCGAAAUCCAGGACCUUUGCCGAGAGAGGGCAACCUUCAUCUCAGACGAGUUUUACUCUGGAUAUAACUACACUUCCAAUUGCGAUGGCACAACGAUUAGUGCAGCAGAGAAUGUUGAUGACGUCGACGAAGACGACGUUCUGAUUAUUGAUGGUCUCACCAAGCGCUUCCGCUUGCCAGGAUGGAGAAUUGCUUGGAUCCUGGGACCCAAGGAAUACAUUAAUGCCAUUGGAUCAUGUGGUUCAUACCUCGACGGUGGUGCUUCUCAUCCUUUCCAGGAAGCUGCUAUUCCUAUGCUCGAGCCAAGCCUCGUUCAGAAUGAGAUGAUUCACCUUCAGUCUCACUUCAGGGACAAGCGUGAUUACGUCGUUCGACGUCUUCGCGAGAUGGGCUUCAUCAUCAAGUAUGUGCCUGACUCGACUUUCUACCUCUGGCUCAACCUCGAGGGUCUCCCCGAAACUAUUGCCGACGGUCUCAACUUCUUCCAGGCCUGUCUGGAGGAGAAGGUCAUUGUGGUGCCUGGUAUCUUCUUUGAUCUCAACCCUUCGCGUCGUCGUGACCUUUUCGACUCCCCUUGCCAUCACUUUGUGAGACUUUCAUACGGUCCUCGCAUGGAUGUCCUUAAGAUGGGAAUGGACGCCAUUGAGCGUGUUGUUCAGAAGCACCGUAAGAUGAACUAAGCAACCUCUUAAAUCUAGCAAAAGUUAGAAGUGUGCGAGGACGUCUCUUAUGUAGUAUUACGAACGUCAUGCAUUGAAGAUGUGUGGUUUAGACCAAUGAGUCAAGUUAGGGGCCACGACCUGAAGUUGAAGUAAACACCUCUUUAUAGAUCAAGGGGUCUAGAUGGCUCUUGUUAAAUACUUAUUGCGCAAUUGUAUAUCUGCCGUUAUC
Fusarium graminearum PH-1 is the source of this 1832-nucleotide messenger RNA. RefSeq lists its product as uncharacterized. Gene Ontology annotation, biological process: biosynthetic process. The record is from RefSeq and is a predicted model, not a curated record. The transcript is spliced from 8 exons. Gene Ontology annotation, molecular function: pyridoxal phosphate binding. NCBI's taxonomy places the organism in Eukaryota, Fungi, Ascomycota, Sordariomycetes, Hypocreales, Nectriaceae. The coding region runs from base 212 to 1621 and encodes 469 amino acids.